AUGAACAGUACUCAGCUUGACGUACCGUUUUCAUCUGUUUUACGAGAUGUAGCCCCGCAAAUAAACUUGGAGCUUGUUCAACUACAAUUUGAUAUUUCCAAUGAAGUACGUGAUCUCCUUGUUGAGAAGAACAUGAUGUUCAUCUUGACAACAAGCGCUGUUUUCCGAAUUGAUCUCAGUGACCCAUUGAGUGUUACACGGGUCAUGUUACCAGGAGAGGUGGCUGACAAUUUGAUUUUAACAAAUUCAUGGCUACAUCUAAAUGGUGAAAUUCUUAUAAUCCAAAUGAAUUCAUGCUAUCAUUACCUUCUACACAGCUCAUACAAUAAAUUCAAACCCUUACCCCGUUUCAAAGGCUUGAAAAUUGAGCACGUUGUCUUUGGUAACUCCACGAACUCUAUCGGAGAUCUCAUCAUCGCAACAAAAGAAGGUAUAGUCUAUGUGGCAUCUGUUAAAUGUCAUGAUCCUGAAACACAGGGAAACAAACGAGACGACAAAUUCAUUCGACAAAUUCACAACAUGAAAGAAAAAAUCUCUGGAAUCAUUUUCCAUAAAGAUUGUUCGGUCCAGAUUUUUACUUCCAGCGGCAGGACUAGCGUAUGGGCAUGCCAGCUGACCACUCUGCAAGAUAUUAUGCAAGCUCUUCGUCAAACCCCAUUAGAAUCAAAAGUGUUGUUCAAGCAGAACAUGGAAUACCAUUUCUAUGCUUCUUCUUCCACGUAUUAUUGCAUAUCCCCCGAAUCCGGAAAAGUACAUUCAAACGAUCUGCAAUUUUAUUUGUCAUCUAGUAAAGUAAUCGAUUGGGGAGAUUACAAUAUACGUUUAGGAAAACUGUCUAUGGUAACGACUGACCAUUACCUUUUGUACCUUUCUGCAGACUCCAGAAAUUUGAUUGGUCUGAGUAAGCUAUUAGAGAGCGCACCUUUGGUGGUACCUUUGACACCCACCGUGGGAAAUGAGUCAGUUUUGGGACUUACGGCCGAGUCAAAUGGCCAGACACGUUGGCUUUUCACGAAUAGUAAUAUUUAUGAGAUAACAGUCUCAAAUGAAUACUUGUCCUUGUGGUUUUCCUUCUACAAAUUGGGUGACUACGACACAGCCUUGAAAAUGGUAGAAUCGGAAAAAUCAAACGAGGCAUGUGCCAUAAGAAACCUUAUUUACGCUAAACAAGCAUAUGAACUACUUCGCGAGGGCGGUUUCGGCGUAGAAGUUUCAGAGGAGUCUUCAACCGAGCUGAAACAACGCUUUGACAGUCUCAAAAGGGGUAUUGAACUACUUGCAAAACUGCAAGAACCUUUUGAGAAGGUAGCAUUGAUGCUAUUAAGUAUCGAUGAAGAGAGAGCCUUUUCUGGAUCUACCUCUAGGGGAUUAUUGAGGGAGUACCUUCUGCUUAAAAUGCAUCAAUCUCGGCAUGGCGAGGAAAGAAUGAAUAAGACUAUUCUCUCGGCUUGGGUCGUCAAAUGUUUUUUACAAGCUAUGCAAACAAUCAACUUACAAUCCAUGAGUGGCAUUAAUUCCGAUACCAAACUCGAGACCCGAACUAAAUCCAAAAAUACAAUCGGAAACUUGGGCAUUUCUUUGCUUUCUUUUUUAAAAGGCAAUCUUCAAUUUGUGGACAAACCCACUAUAUAUGAAUUGAUGAAAAAGGCGCAUCUCGAUGAAAUUCUUUUGAGUUUUGCAGAUUUGUUGCAGGAUUAUGAAUUCAUUGCGCGCCAUCAUAUCGAAUGCGAGUCAUGGUCUGAGGCCAUUCAGACAAUCAGGAAAAUUCACGGUCAGAAGAAUCAAAAUUCGAAUGAAAUUAUAUUGGAGGCCUCUUUUCCAAUGUUGUCCAAAUGUCCACAAGCAACCAUUGACUUCUGGCUAAGUUUAGAUGACUUUGACUUUGAAAUCAUUUUACCUGCUAUCAUACAUUUCAAUCAACUUCAUCGGACACUUCCUUACGGCAAAAACCCGACUCUCACCUUCCUCCUGAAGAUCAUUUGUGAAAAAGGCAAAAGUAGCAUGCUCUUAAAUAAUCAAUAUCUAUUAUUGCUUAUAUCACAAUCGGUAUUUCAUGAAGAAUCAGAGGUCACUAAAGAUGUCAUGAGAACACUUGAAUUCUUGCGCAGUAAUGUGAAUGGCAUAGAGCGAGGCAGGCCAUUUGAUUCCAACUUAAUAUUACGGUCGUGCUUGCGCUUUAAAAGAAUCGAGCCAGCGGUGUCCAUUCUCGUCAAUGAUCUUAAACAAUAUGAGACCGCUUUAAAGCUUGCUUUGAGCAAAGGAUCGAGCUAUUUAGGGGAGCUUGUUCUACGACAAUUUGAUGAAAAUUGGCAUAAUCACGAUGCGGCUGAACUUUCCAAAAAUGAAAGGGAGUUAGAGGACCUUUCAACUCGAAACGACAGCAGUACCAGACUCGAGAAUGAUACUUUAAGAGUCAGGAAAACGUUGUGGUUUGAGUAUGCCCGGUAUUUGAUCGAAAGGGCAUCCAGGGGUUCUGAUCCUGACACACCACCAGUGAAUGAAUAUGAGACAUCUGUAAUUCAGAGUUCUAUUUCUGCCAGAGUAAAAGAAAAAGUACCAGUGGGUGAAACCUCCCGCCUCGGUGGAGUCAUGACUCAUCUUUUCAGCUUGUCAAAGGCUUAUGGUGGUACCAACGAUCUCAUUUCAUUUAAAGACUUCUUACCGUUACUUCCAGAGUCGGUGCUCGUUAGUCAUUUCAGAAAUGAUAUCGUCCAAUCUUUGCAUUACUAUAACCGGCACAUAAACCACCUCGCUUUAGAAAUGCAGGACUCCUCUGUUACUGCGUCAAAAUUGAGGAGCCAAGUUGCUAAAACACACUCUGAUGCGGCAAAGGGCAUUGUUUAUACCAUUAUCGAACCAGGUGAAUCAUGUUGCUUGUGUGGAAACAUUCUUGUGGAGAAGAACAUAUUGCUUUUUCAGAAUUGUCACCACGGCUGUCACAAAGACUGUGCUGCACGGUUUUUUCUACAACUGAACGGCAAUUACCGCUUCAAAAAACUUUUUCAGAACUUCAAGCACUCAUUUGAUCUUGAGCUCAAAAAAUCGCUAGAUGAUUUUCUAACCAGUGCAUGUCCAUUAUGCAAUGAUAGCAAUAUCAACACGUUGGAAGACGAAUCCUUCACUUUGGAAAAGAACAAGGAAGAACUUGCAGACUGGUCAAUUGCGCACGUGACUUUUUCUCGCUCCUAG
This is a messenger RNA of Metschnikowia bicuspidata var. bicuspidata NRRL YB-4993, 3189 nucleotides long. RefSeq lists its product as uncharacterized. NCBI's taxonomy places the organism in Eukaryota, Fungi, Ascomycota, Pichiomycetes, Serinales, Metschnikowiaceae. The record is from RefSeq and is a predicted model, not a curated record. Gene Ontology annotation, molecular function: protein-macromolecule adaptor activity. Gene Ontology annotation, biological process: endosome organization; vacuole organization; organelle fusion. The transcript has a single exon. Gene Ontology annotation, cellular component: endosome; HOPS complex. The coding region runs from base 1 to 3189 and encodes 1062 amino acids.